Schistocerca gregaria is the source of this 726-nucleotide messenger RNA. RefSeq lists its product as uncharacterized. Bases 1 to 726 code for a protein of 241 amino acids. The record is from RefSeq and is a predicted model, not a curated record. NCBI's taxonomy places the organism in Eukaryota, Metazoa, Arthropoda, Insecta, Orthoptera, Acrididae. The transcript is spliced from 2 exons.
AUGCCAUGUCAAAAUGAAGGAGAGGAGAAACUAAUUGACGCAAGAGUGGAAACAGCACUAACUGCUCAAUCAAUAACAACAGUUGUACCAAAAACAACUGCAGAACUACCAGCAGCUGCACCAAUAACAAGAGAAGAAUCUUCAGUAGCUGCACUAACAACAACAGCAGAAUCAUCAGCAGCACCAUCACCAACAGUUGAAUCAACAAAAGGAGCAAUAGUGGAAACAGCACUAACUGCUCAAUCAAUAACAACAGCAGUACCAAAAACAACUGCAGAACCACCAGCAGCUGCACCAAUAACAAGAGAAGAAUCUUCAGUAGCUGCACUAACAACAAAAGCAGAAUCAUCAGCAGCAUCAUCACCAACAGAUGAAUCAACAAAAGAAGCAGAAGUAGCAGCAGUAGAACCAGCAUCAGGGACAAAACUAACAGCAACAGCAACCAGUCAUCAGGCAGAUCCUUCAUCACCUCUAGUACUGACAGAAGUGGAAUCCUUGAUACUACAAGCAAUGCCACCACCACCACCCCCCUCAACUAAAACAGCAGCAACUGUGGACUCGACAACACCAGCUGGCAAGAAAGUGUCAUCUGCAACACGAGCCUGGAUAUUAGGUCGCAGAGUCAAUGCUGCAGCCUUCACUGAUGAUGUCCUGCUGUUCACAUCAACAAAGAGAGGACUGCAGUCUCUCAUCAACGGACCCAUGGCAGCCCUCGCCAAGCUGUAG